This is a messenger RNA of Culex quinquefasciatus (southern house mosquito), 1465 nucleotides long. RefSeq names its product receptor-mediated endocytosis protein 6 homolog (gene Gapvd1). Lineage: Eukaryota; Metazoa; Arthropoda; Insecta; Diptera; Culicidae. Bases 121 to 1323 code for a protein of 400 amino acids. The transcript is spliced from 2 exons. Gene Ontology annotation, biological process: regulation of GTPase activity. The record is from RefSeq and is a predicted model, not a curated record.
GCUAGUCUUUUUAAGUGUGUAAUAGCACAUCUAAGCGAGUGUGCAUGAGCGAUAAAGAAUCAUCUCUUAAAAGAAAUUAUUAUCGAUCAGAAAACAAAAUAACAUUAUCACGGUUCGGAAAUGCAGCCGAGGAUUAUAGAUGGUUUUUGGACGAUAGCAGAGCUAGCCAAAUCGCUACGUCGGGAGAAUUUAUUCAUCGCAAAUGAACAAAGAAGCUUUCUCGCUUUACACGAAACAUAUAAAAAAGCUUCCAGCGAAAUCUUACAGAUUACAUGGAUAUGCGCCCAUCAGCGUCAAAUUUUAAAUAAUUUAAUUGUAGCCAAGUCAGAUUGUGGCCCUACAGUAUCAUGUCAGCGGGUGAAUAUGUUAAAACAUACCAAAUUCGUCGAUAUACACCAGUGCAAGGUCAUAAAAUAUGCGCAUAUCAUGGGAUUUGUUGAACUGAUCAAAUUAGUAUACGAGUCUCCUAGAGCAUUGGCACACUGCUUGACAUUAGCCGAUCGUGUUGAGGAUACAAUGUUUGACAUGGAUACAUUAACUGCGUUUAUUGUCAAUGGUCUUUACGGUAGCAUAAUCCAUCCCAAAGAUGCUGAGUUAAUGAUCAAAUUGCUCCAGGCACUGAUAGAAAUGCAGAUCGUCACCAGUGACAAUCCACGAAGAUUACUACGAGCAGGAUCGUCUUCUUUUGCUAGGCUUUAUCAAAAAUACCACGAGUCAUCUUUUUCUGCGAAGCUUUUUCUUAAGACCAUCCUGUUCGAACCGAUCAUGUCGGUGCUGAUGCAUGACGAAAUCAAACUAGAAGUUGAUGCAGAGAAGAUUUUAGCUAUGCAAAAAAUGUCAGAUAGUGUAAAAAUGUUUGGAGCAAAAUCGUCCAUCGAAUUUUCGGAAAAUUUGCAAAAGUACACUUCAGAGAUAGUUGACAAACUGAGUAUUCUAAUAUCCAAGUUUAUUCAAUCUAUGAAGGAAGGCUGGUACAUGUUUCCGUUUCGCACGUUAAUUCAAUCUAUGUAUCACUUUUUAACUGAGGCAAAAAUACCAAACGUUGAUGUUCACAUAAUUUUAACUGACAUGAUUUUCACUAACUUUAUAUGCCCGGCUAUUCUCAGUCCACAUAUGUACGGAAUUAUUGAUGCGCCAAUAUCGGAAAAUACUCGAUUUAAUCUCAUUCAAAUUGGACAAAUUCUACAAUCACUUGCGCUCAUUGAAUUUCAACCAAUAGAUGCAAAACUAGGAGAUUUGAUUGAUAAGUUGGAUAAACAAUGCGUUAAUAAUUUGCUGAAAAACUCUACCAGCAAGAGUACUCAGGAAACUUUGAAAACAUGAUGCAACAUCAAAACAUGGUUGGAAACAAAAUGGUUCUUGCAACACUCGGAGAGUUGAUUAAUUUCAGGGAUUUGUUAAAAUACGGCACAGAAGGAGAACAUUUAAAACUUCCAUCCGAAGAAAUAAGCAAGCUAAAACCCAU